AUGACCAGCCCUGACGUUGCAACGGACAAAUUCUACGAAGAUCUGCACGUCCUCCUGGCGACUGUGUCGAAGGCGGAUAAUUCGAUUGCCCCGGUGACUUCAACGUCCUCGUCGACACAGACCAUGCUGCCUGGAGAGGGGUGCUCGGUCCUCAUACUCCCGACGGCUCCAAUGACAAUGGCCUGCUACUCCUACUAACCUGCGACCUGGAUGUGCCCUCGGAGGCGACACUGGCACCUGCUGGACUAUGUCCUCGUUCGGAGGGGAGACCAGCGGGACUUGCUGGUGACAAAGGCGAUCCCGGAUGCUGACGGGUGGACUGACCACCCUCGUCUUCUCCAAGAUGCGGAUUAGCCUACAGCCUCGCAGGAGACCUCAUGGUAGGGGCCACCCAGGCAGGCUGGGUAUUGCAUUGUUGUCUUUGCCUGCUCACCAUCUCCAUUCCAGCAAUCAACGACCCCGAAGGCUAACUAGCUUUCCAGUCGCCGCUGCCGCCGCCGCUGACGAGAAAAUCUCCGUGGGGAAUCGAUGGUGUUAGCUGAGCGACAAGACUCAGUCGACCGCCCUGGCUAUCCUCGGUUCCGCACGUCGCCAAGGUCAGGACUGGUUCGAAGACAAUGACGCCGCCAUCAGUAACUUACUCGCCGAGAAAAAUCGUCUGCACAAAGCCUACGUCAGCCGCCCUACCGAUGACAACAAAGCAGACUUCUGCGUGGUCGCCGCCUUGCGCAACAGUGGCUGCAGCAAAUGCAGGAGGCUUGGACGGCCUGCAAGGCCGAGAAGAUCCAAGGAUAGGCGGAUCGCAACGAAUGGAAGAGCCCCUUCUCUGCGAUCAAGGCUGUCUACGGUUCCACAGCCAAAGGCACUGCUUCUCCUCCCAGCCCCGACGAAACAACCCUUAUCACUGAGAUGACACAAAUUCUGCAACGAUGAGCGGAACAAUUCAGAGGCGUCCCUAACCGUCCCUCUACCAUCACGACACCGCCAUCGCCUGUCUUCCUCAAGUGCAGACCAAAGCCGACCUCGGCCUCCUGCGCCCUCUCCACGAAACCAUCUUGACCGUGCAGCAGCUCUCUAACAGGAAAGCGCCCCGAGCGGACGCGAUCUCUGCUGAGAUCUACAACCACGGUGGCUACUAACUCAUGGAGCAUCUGACGGCCCUCAUCCAGGAGAUGUGGCGUAAAGGAAAAGUUCAGAAGGAUUUCAAGGACGUCACAAUCGUUCAUCUCUAUAAGCGGAAAUGUAAUCGCCAAAUCUACGACAAUCAUAGAGGCAUUCUCCUGUUGGACAUAGCUGGAAGAUCUUUGCGCGCCUCCUUCUCAAUCGUCUCAACAACCAUCUGGAACGAGGUCUCCUGCCGGAAAGCCAGUGCGGCUUCCGUCGUCGUCGCGGAACCACCGACAUGAUCUGCGUCGUCCGUCAACUGCAGGUGAAGUGUCAGGAGGUGCAGAUUCCCCUUUACUUUACCUUCUUGUAUAUGCCGAAAGCCUUCGUCACGGUGGAUCGCGAAGGACUGUGGCAAAUUAUGCAGAAAGUCGUCCAUGAGCUCUUCGCCGACCACUGCGCACUCAGCGUGACUUAUGAAGAGGACAUGCAAGGGAGCAAGAAUCUAUUCCCCGCCGGCUGUGACAACUUCGGCUUACUCAUCGACACGGAGAAGACGGUGUUUACGCAUCAACUGCCACCUGACUCCGCCUACCUCGCACCCCAAAUCAACGUGGACGACGCCCAACUGCAAGCUGUGGACAACUUCACCUACCUGGGCAGCACCCUCUUUCGCAACACUAAAAUCGGCGAUGGAGUGCUGCGACGGUUUUCCGAGGCCAUCCAAGCCCUCUGCGUCUGCGAAACACAGUUUAAAAUCGAUACGGUCUCCACAUCGGCACCCUGUAUUACUAGAACAAGCUGA
Spirometra erinaceieuropaei is the source of this 1909-nucleotide messenger RNA. The record is from the annotation of a GenBank genome assembly. NCBI's taxonomy places the organism in Eukaryota, Metazoa, Platyhelminthes, Cestoda, Diphyllobothriidea, Diphyllobothriidae.